GAGAGAGAGAGAGAAAGAGAGAGAGAGGACCCAGCGUUUCCCUGGCCGCUCCGGCCCUCAGCAUCCUCCGCUCGGCCCGGCGCGGCCUCUCUUCUGCCCUCCGCAUCCUCGGCCCAGCGGCGCCCACCACCCCCCUCCCCCGUCCGCCAUGGAGGUGCUGGAGAGCGGGGAGCAGGGCGUCCUGCAGUGGGACCGCAAGCUGAGCGAGCUGUCGGAGCCCGGGGACCCCGAGGCUCUCAUGUACCACACGCACUUCUCGGAACUUCUGGACGAGUUUUCCCAGAACGUCUUGGGUCAGCUCCUGAAUGACCCUUUCCUCUCGGAGAAGAGCGUGUCAAUGGAGGUGGAGCCGUCUCCUACGUCCCCAGCGCCUCUCAUCCAAGCUGAGCACAGCUACUCCCUGUGCGAGGAGCCCCGGGCCCAGUCUCCUUUCACUCACGCGGCCCCCAACGACAGCUUCAAUGAUGAGGAAGUGGAAAGUGAGAAAUGGUAUCUGUCCACUGACUUCCCUUCAGCCACCAUCAAGACAGAGCCGAUCACGGAGGAGCAGCCCCCAGGCCUGGCUCCCUCAGUCACUCUGACCAUCACGGCCAUCUCCACCCCUUUCCAGAAGGAAGAACCUCAUCUGGAAAUCAACAGUGGGGUUGACUCCUCGUGCCAGACAACCAUCCCUAAGAUUAAGCUGGAGCCUCACGAGGUGGAUCAGUUCCUGAACUUCUCUCCUAAGGAAGCCUCUGUGGACCACCUGCACCUGCCACCGACUCCUCCUAGCAGCCAUAGCAGCGACUCUGAGGGCAGCCUGAGCCCCAACCCACGCCUGCAACCCUUCGGCCUGCCUCAGACCCAUAGUCCCGGGAGAGCUACACCCCGGGCCCCAUCCGCCUUGUCCACCUCUCCUCUCCUCACCGCACCCCACAAACUCCAGGGAUCCGGUCCACUCGUCCUGACGGAGGAGGAGAAGAGGACCCUGAUUGCGGAGGGCUACCCCAUCCCCACCAAACUGCCCCUGACAAAGUCAGAGGAGAAGGCCCUGAAGAAGAUCCGGAGGAAAAUCAAGAACAAGAUUUCUGCCCAGGAGAGCAGAAGAAAGAAGAAAGAAUACAUGGACAGCUUGGAGAAAAAGGUGGAGUCUUGUUCCACUGAGAACCUGGAGCUUCGGAAGAAGGUGGAGGUUCUGGAGAACACCAACAGGACUCUCCUUCAGCAACUCCAGAAGCUUCAGACUCUGGUGAUGGGGAAGGUUUCUCGCACCUGCAAGUUGGCAGGCACGCAGACUGGCACCUGCCUUAUGGUUGUUGUGCUGUGCUUCGCCGUUGCAUUUGGCAGCUUCUUUCAAGGCUAUGGACCCUAUCCUUCUGCUACCAAGAUGGCUCUGCCCAGCCAGCACUCCUUACCAAAGCCAUACGCAGCCUCUGUUGUGAGAUCCAGGAACCUGCUGAUCUAUGAGGAGCAGCCUUCCCUGGAGGAGCCCUCCAGCCCUACCUCAGCUGGGGAGCUGGGGGGCUGGGACCGAGGCUCCGCCCUGCUCAGGGCGUCAGCUCUGGAACCCCUGCCAGACAUGGAACUUCCUCAUUUCAUUAUCUCAAACGAGACCAGCUUGGAGAAGUCCGUGCUGUUGGAGCUGCAGCAGCACCUGGCCAACGCCAAACUGGAGGGGAAUGAAACUCUCAAAGUUGUGGAACUGGAGCGAAGAGUGAACACCACCUUCUAAUGACACUUUCUCCAUCUUCCCUCUUCCCCUAACUCUACCCUUACAUCCCCAAAUCACCCUUGUCGUGAGCUUUUCCUCUUUACCAUUGGCCCUUGGGGAAGAUAUGGAUGAGUGUUAGUGGCUUAGGAUGGGAGGCCGGCCUGGGGCUCUGCCUACAUAUCUGCCACUCGCUCUCAUGGAGAAGGGGACCUGUGCCUCUCCCUUACUGCCUUUCUCUUACUGCCAUAGGAAAUUGUUUUAGGGUUGGCAUGGCGAUGGGACAAGCAGGCUUGUUUCCAUCCAUCACGCCCAAAGAUACUGCCUGAGUCUCCCUUCUGAGGUCGGCCCCUCUUGCGCAGUUGACAUCUCAGAUGCUAGCCCCAUGCCCACUGGGAUUUGACAAAGCACUGACUCUUGUCCUCCCUUGCUCACUCUAGGCCUCUAGUGUGAUUGCUCCCAGCAGCCCUGGGUGUGCCAGGGCAUCGCACCAGGACCCUCCCUCCGCCCCGCCCUCCGGUGCCCUCGCUGGACUGUCCCCCACUGGGGCAGACAAACACGGGGCCUCCUUUGAGAACUAAGGCCGCAAGUGCAAUGCCUGAAGGCAUCAGGCUUUUCUCCUCCAGGCCGAACUGCCCGCCAUGUUGCUUGUAGGACCUUCCUCCAUUUGCUUCCCGACAAGAACCUUAGUUGUGCCGCCCUGGCUUCUCCUCCCCACGUGUAAAUAGUAUUUAUUAGCUUACUGAGGCUCCCCGCUGGUGACCACCCCAAAGUGGCUCAGCGCCCCCCCUCCAUGGUAGCCAAGUCUCUCGUGGCAGUGGAGGAAGGCUAUGAGCUCCUCAGUCCUCCCAGAUGAUUUCCUCCCUCCCUCCCUCCCUCCUUCCCUCCCUCCCUCCCUCCCUCCCUCCCUCCCUCCCUCUCUCUCCCUCACUUUUAAAUUGGAGGCCUAGGAAGUACUUAAUAUUGAGAAAUCCCCUCAAGCCCGUGUCUCCCUCGUAGAUGGAUGCAGAAGGAAUGAUGGAGCCUUGGCCUGCUCAGACCCCGGGCUCUGUGGCCUGUUGCUUUCUCUCCCCAGAGAGAAAGGAGAGGCAGAGAAGCUUGGUCGCUCUCAGCAGGCAUGGCUGACAGCCUUACCAGCUUGCCCUCCAUACCCGCCAGGCCUCUCCUCCCUGGCCUCCCUCAGUGCGCCCUGCUUUCUCUCUGCUUGCCUUAACUAAGGGGCUGGGAAGCAUCUCCACUCGUGACCUUUCAGUAGUCAGGUGUGGCUACUUUGCAGCUUACCCAAAGAGACGUAACCCGAUCCCCAACCUCCUUCUUAUUUUUGUUUUAAAUGAUCAAAGGUAAUUUUUGUAGUUAAAAAUCUUUCCUCUCUCAUGCAAAGAAGAAAUGGAAAUUGCCUUUUUAUUGUAUUGGAUAGAAAACUCCCUUUGUGUGUCUACCCCGCCCCCAGUUUGUAAAAGAUGUUGUAUAGGAAAUAUGCUUACAUUUCGUAUUUUAUCUUAGUAGCAAUUGAAGGGCCUUUAGCUUUGCCUUCUCUCUCUCUCUGUGCGUCUGUCUUUUCUCUCUUCCUCUCUCUCUCUCUCUCUCUCUCUCUCUCUCUCUCUCUCAUACACACGCACAUCAUAUCAUCACCAUCAUCAUCUAAUCAUUUGCUGGUCUUUGGAGCCUCCAUUAAGAGAGAUUACGCCCACACCAGGCCUCCCAGUCCAUAUGAGGGACAGGACUGGGGAUCACUAGCUUUUGCCACCAUCCCCCACUAAUGGCUUCCCGCUGUCAUCAGCCUGGAUCCAUUUGGAGCCACGGCAGGGAGUGGAGAAGAUUCCUGACCAGGAGAGGGCUGAGCUGCUGAGUGGUGUGUAAGAGUCACAUCAGGUCCUGAUAGCCCCACCAUUACCCCCCCCCCCCCCCAUGCAUUGGGCCAGCUAGGACAUCCAAGCCGUAGGAGUGGAGAGAGGGAGCUGUGCACUUGGAAACCUUGGGCCUUAGUUCUUUGGGGAUUUGAUUGUCAUCCCUACCUACCCUUGCUGGAAUACAGCAGGACUUUUUCUCU
Messenger RNA from Perognathus longimembris pacificus (Pacific pocket mouse), 3737 nucleotides. RefSeq names its product cAMP responsive element binding protein 3 like 2 (gene Creb3l2). Bases 149 to 1711 code for a protein of 520 amino acids. The transcript is spliced from 13 exons. The record is from RefSeq and is a predicted model, not a curated record. Lineage: Eukaryota; Metazoa; Chordata; Mammalia; Rodentia; Heteromyidae. Gene Ontology annotation, molecular function: DNA-binding transcription factor activity, RNA polymerase II-specific; cAMP response element binding. Gene Ontology annotation, biological process: regulation of transcription by RNA polymerase II.